GUUGCCAUCUGCUGUUAAUUCCGCGGUCAUUGGAUUAGUAACCAGCGGUGAUGAGAUCAGCGGGAUCGACUUUCGCGAGGGGGCACGGCGCUCGCCGCGCUCCCCAGCUGUGCCGGCUCUCGCAUGAGGCGGCGGCGGGCGGCCCAGGGGGAGGCAGCGCGCACAAAGCCCGGUAGCCGCCGCAGGCCGCCGCCCCCGGGCAGGGCUCCCGGGCGGCCCGGCCGCCCCGAGCCCGCAGCCGCCCGCGGUCCCCCGGGCGCGGCGCCCGCCUCGCUCCGAGCCGCGGCUCCCCCGGCCGCCCCCGGCCCCUGUCGCCUCCCCGGGGCAGCCGCAGGCAGCCGGCGGCGGGAGCAGCCUCUGCUGGGCGGGGAGCGCGGGCUCCGAGCGCGGCGAGCUCGGCCACGGCGGCUCCCGAGUUUGUUUACUUGUGCUCCGCGCCUCGUCCCCGGGGUCCGCUCUCUGCCGGCAUAGCGGAUCGGCGGCGGUGCCGUGCUGGGCGUUUAUGGAGCCUUUUUUACUCUGAAAACAUUGCUGCUAAAAAACUCCAAAGGGGAGGAGUAAAUCCAGUCAGCUUGUCAGGCCACUGGCUCAGUGUAACGGUGCUUUCAUGAGGUGACGUCGGGCCAAAGUCAACUUCUCUUUCUCCUUUGUAAACCUGCAGCCAAGCAAUGGGCCAGAAAAUCUCAGGGAGCAUAAAGUCUGUGGAUGUGAGGGAGCCCCCUUAUAGACCCGUGAAACGAGAGCUGAGAGGCCCGGAUUUCUGCAAGCCUGCACGCCUGGACAUGCUGUUGGACAUGCCCCCCGCCAAGCUGGAGGUGCAGUACAAACACGCCUGGAAUAACGAAGAUCGCUCGUUAAAUAUAUUUGUAAAGGAGGAUGACAAACUGACUUUCCACAGGCACCCGGUGGCCCAAAGCACAGAUUGCAUCCGGGGCAAGGUGGGCUACACGCGGGGCCUGCACGUGUGGCAGAUCCACUGGCCCACGAGGCAGCGGGGGACUCACGCCGUGGUGGGCGUCUCCACGGCCGACGCGCCGCUGCACUCGGUGGGCUACACAUCCUUGGUUGGUAGCAAUAGUGAAUCCUGGGGCUGGGAUCUGGGGCGCAACAAACUCUACCACAACUGUAAAAACCAGCCUGGGGUCACGUACCCCGUGUUUUUGGAACCAGAUGAGUCUUUUGUACUCCCGGACUCCUUACUGGUGGUUUUGGACAUGGAUGAAGGGACGCUUAGCUUCAUGGUCGACGGACAGUAUCUUGGAGUGGCCUUCAGGGGACUGAAAGGGAAAAAACUUUACCCCAUAGUCAGUGCAGUUUGGGGGCACUGUGAAAUUACAAUGAGAUACAUCAAUGGACUUGACCCGGAACCCCUGCCUUUAAUGGACUUGUGCCGAAGAUCAAUUCGUUUUGCUCUUGGCAGAGACCGCCUGCAUGACAUAGAAAUUCUACCUUUGCCUCUGUCUCUGAAAAAUUAUUUACAGUACCAAUAAGACAUCUAGAACCCUUUGGCCUCACAUGGGACUUCAUCAAUGCAAAUGGCAGAAAAUUGUUUACAGCAAAAUAUAAAUCUUUGUGAUGGACACUUAAGCGUUAUUUAAUUUUUAAUGUAUAUUUUUUUUUCUGAACCAGUGAAAGCAGAUCACUGUGGGGGACUACUAAAGAAUGUGAAAACAUUAAUUUGAUUGAGGUUCAUGUGUUACCUGUUGCCUGUUGUGUUUACAGUCCUGAAGGCUAUAAUUCUCAUCUCCCAUACAUCGAUUGGUUUAUCUUUGUUGCCUCUGGUAAAUGCCAAUAGAAAAUCUGACCUGCAUGAUUCACUGUCAUGCAGACAGAGCAUUUUUCAAUAUUAUUAUUUUCAUUUUUCUUUCUCUCUCCUACACUUUACUCCAAUAAAUAAAAAUAAAUUAUCAAGGGAAAAGCCUUGACAAUAACGUUUGAAAAAUAUUUAAGCCUUGGUAUGCCGAGUUGUUGAGAGUGCUGCAUGUUCAGUGCUCAACAUAAUUAGGCCUAUAAUAUCUAAAAGCUCUAAUGAUCACAAAAAGCAGAUUAUUGCCUAGAAGAAAAGAAUGUGGUUUAAAAACAUGAGAGAAAACAACUGGUUUAUGUGUCAGAUCAGUUUCUGGACUUGGUAACAGUAAGGUGCAGUUCAUUGUUUUCAAGACCAAAUCUAGUCCCUCCAAAGUUCUGCAGUUUAUGACAAAGUGCUCAUUGUCCCAAGAAUUUAGGAUAUUCAUAUUUUAGGAAGCUUGUCACUUUCUCUUUUUUUUUUUUUUUUUAACAAAUUUAUAAUUUUUAUGUGGUAUGAACUCUAAGUACUUUGUUUUCUUUUUAAUGUAUGUGUGGUUAUAAUGUUUAUUUAUCUGUUUAGCGUCUGGAGUCCUCAUUUAACUGUGUCCCAUCUUGGGGUGACUGAUUCUGUUCUUUUCCCCAGCUCCAUCUGAAAUGUAUCAGUUUUUCAGGCUCAUCCCUUUUUUAAGAUGCUGCUUUCUGUUUGCGUUUCUUUCAUGUUUCAAGUUAUCUGCCUGAAUCAGUUAUCUAGUUUCUAAACUGGAAGUUGUUGUUACGGCAGAAUGUCAAAUGUUUAGACUGAGCUGCCUUCAGCAUAUUUUAAUGUGAAUUUACUGAUGAAUGAGGAGAAAAUUUCUAAUAAAGUCUACUGUCCAAAGUAAAACUCCCAUCUCCUUUGAUGAAGUGUUAAACCUGCUCAUAGCCCAGAGCUGAAGUUCAGUAGUUCAGUUCCUUGUGCAGCUUUGCAAAUGUUUGUGUUUGGUUCUUCUGUGGGAUUGCUGCUCUGGGCUCCUGUGUGAGACACAGCAGGCAGUGGCCUGUCCCAUUCUUGAUUUAUCCCAUUCACCCCGAGUAUGGCCAUGCCCUUCUUUCAACACCCUUGUGGUCAGAUUCCUCUGAACAAAACCUCACUUCUGUGCCACGCUGCGCUUUGGGGCUUGGUGCUUUUGAGGCAGGUUGCAGAUUGCUGUGCACUGAGGAUCCGGGCAAAAGCACCGACCCACAGGAGGCUGCCCUGCUCUCAUCGCCCCCGGGAACAGAAUUACAGGUCCAGCUGGAACAGAGACAUGUGAGGUACAACAACACAAGCAAGAGUGGAAGCAACAAGGGCAAGGUAACACAGGGAUGUCAGAAGUUAAAUAACUAAUAUUUGAUUGUCUGGGCUUGACUGUAAGCUUCAGCAUGGAAUUAUUUUGGACUUGCUUUCACUUAAGGUGAGAGGUACAUACUGCAUUCCUUCCCUAAUCCAUUUCCUACCUUUCCCACUUUAUUUUAUGUAAACCUUUUGUCUCAGUAGGUACAUUGGAAGAAGGAGCUAUAAAAGUACAAUAGCUCACACAAAAGGCAGAGCA
Prinia subflava (tawny-flanked prinia) is the source of this 3359-nucleotide messenger RNA. RefSeq names its product splA/ryanodine receptor domain and SOCS box containing 4 (gene SPSB4). The transcript is spliced from 3 exons. Bases 669 to 1490 code for a protein of 273 amino acids. Gene Ontology annotation, molecular function: protein binding. The record is from RefSeq and is a predicted model, not a curated record. Gene Ontology annotation, cellular component: SCF ubiquitin ligase complex. Lineage: Eukaryota; Metazoa; Chordata; Aves; Passeriformes; Cisticolidae. Gene Ontology annotation, biological process: intracellular signal transduction; proteasome-mediated ubiquitin-dependent protein catabolic process.